Molecule: messenger RNA, 5513 nt
Organism: Nannospalax galili (Upper Galilee mountains blind mole rat)
Lineage: Eukaryota; Metazoa; Chordata; Mammalia; Rodentia; Spalacidae
Gene: Slc39a10
Product: solute carrier family 39 member 10
Exons: 10
Coding region: 450-2951 (833 amino acids)
Biological process (GO): intracellular zinc ion homeostasis; zinc ion import across plasma membrane; positive regulation of B cell receptor signaling pathway
Cellular component (GO): membrane
Molecular function (GO): zinc ion transmembrane transporter activity
Source: RefSeq, a predicted model, not a curated record
AGACCUGGGGAAAAGACAAGCGGUAAAAGGCGCUGUACGCAUGCGUUAGAAGCCGCCCCAACUCUCUCGCGGAGUCCUUCCUUGGAACAAAACUAACGCGGAGAUACCGAGCUCCGCAAUUUGCGUAGACUCCAGUUUCUUACACCUCCGACUCUCCGAGUGGAAUCGGCGAGUGGUGCAGUUCCCCUACGUAAGGCGCGUUGGCAUCUGAAUGGCUGGGCGGCGCGGAUACGCCGCUAGCGUAGCACCCUGAGGCGGACGGGGUGCGGCUGCGCAGGGCACCGGAGUGGGCCGGGUACGCCGCUAGCGUAGCUCGGCGAGGGAAGCGCUGGACUCCGCGACGCAGUUAGCGCAGGCGGCUUUGGUGAAUACACGGUUUGGUGCAGCCGGGGUUUGGUACCGAGCGGAGAGGAGAUGCACACGGCACUCGAGUGUGAGGAAAAAUAGAAAUGAAGGUGCACAUACACACGAAAUUUUGCCUCAUUUGUUUGCUGACAUUUGUUUUCCAUCAUUGCAACCACUGCCAUGAAGAACAUGACCAUGGCCUUGAGGAGCUUCACAGGCAUCAUCGUGGGAUGACAGAGUCAGAGCCCAGCAAAUUUUCAGUGCAGGAUGCUGAAAAUGAGAAAAAGUACUAUAUUGAAAAACUUUUUGACCGUUAUGGUGAAAAUGGAAGAUUAUCAUUUUUUGGUCUGGAGAAACUUUUAACAAACUUGGGCCUUGGAGAGAUAAAAGUAGUUGAGAUUAAUCAUGAGGAUCUCGGCCACGAUCAUGUUUCACACUUAGACAUUUUGGCAGUUCAAGAGGGAAAGCAUUUUCAUUCGCACAACCACCAGCAUUCUCAUAAUCACUUAAAUUCAGAAAAUCAAACUGUGACCAGUAUAUCAACAAAAAGAAACCACAGAUGUGACCCAGAGAAGGAGACAGCUGAAGCACUGGUCAAAUCUGAUGACAGGCACCUGCAUGACCACAAUCAUCGCUUUCAUCAUCACCACCGUUCACACCAUCACCUGGAUCAUAACACUACUCGUCAUGUUCACAAUGAUUCCAUUACUCACAGUGAGCAUAGCGAGACUAGCCAUGGACCUUCAACAGAGACCAAUAAAACACAAGAACAGUCUGAAGUUAAGUCCCUGAAAGUAAGGAAGAAGAAAAAAGGGAAGAAAAAGAAUGAAAACUCUGAGGUUAACACACCAGGUUUCCUCCCCAGCCACGAUCACAGUGAACAGUAUGAGCAUAAUCGGGUUCACAAGCUUGACCGUGCACACAGCUCGAAUCAUCCUCACGCACAUCUUCCAGAGCACAGUGGGCAUGAUGCUAGUCAUGGACACCAAGAUCUUGAUCCCGACAGUGAAAGUGAACUUCGGCAUACUAGAAAGAGGGAAGCACCACAUGUUAAAAAAAGUGCAAUUUAUUCAACCCCAAGUCACAAAGAUCAUAAUGAAGAUGACCGCCAACAUGAAUGUUUGAACGUCACUCAGUUGUUAAAACACUAUGGUCUUGGUGCCAAUUCUCCCAUCUCACCUGAUCUGUUCACGUACCUUUGCCCUGCCUUACUGUAUCAGAUCGACAGCAGACUUUGUAUUGAGCAUUUUGACAAACUUUUAGUUGAAGAUUUAAAUAAAGAUAAAACUCUGAUUCCUGAAGAUAAGGCAAAUAUAGGGGCAUCAGCAUGGAUUUGUGGGAUCAUCUCUAUCACCGUCAUUAGCCUGCUUUCCUUGCUAGGUGUGAUUUUGGUCCCUAUCAUUAACCAAGGAUGCUUCAAAUUCCUUCUCACAUUCCUUGUUGCUCUGGCUGUGGGGACAAUGAGUGGUGAUGCCCUUCUUCAUCUACUGCCCCAUUCUCAGGGUGGACAUGACCACAGUCAUCAGCAUGCGCACGGGCAUGGCCACUCACAUGGACAUGAAUCUAAGAAGUUUUUGGAGGAAUAUGAUGCUGUGUUGAAAGGACUUGUCGCACUAGGAGGCAUUUACUUACUGUUUAUCAUUGAACACUGCAUUAGAAUGUUUAAGCACUACAAACAACAAAGAGGAAAACAGAAAUGGUUUAUGAAGCAGAGCACAGAAGAAUCAACUAUUGGAAGAAAGCUUUCAGAUCAUAAGUUAAACAACACACCGGAUGCUGACUGGCUUCAGCUCAAGCCUCUUGCCGGAACUGAUGACUCUGUUGUUUCUGAAGAUCGACUUAAUGAAACUGAAUUGACAGAUUUAGAAGGUCAACAGGAAUCCCCUCCUAAAAAUUACCUGAGUGUGGAAGAGGAGAAGAUUAUGGACCAUUCUCACAGUGACGGACUACACGCCAUUCAUGACCAUGACCUCCAUAUUACUGCUCACAACCACCAUGACGAAAAUAAGACUGUGCUGAGGAAACACAACCACCAGUGGCACCAUAAACAUUCUCAUCAUUCACACGGCCCCUGCCACUCUGGGUCAGAUCUGAAAGAAACAGGAAUAGCGAAUAUCGCCUGGAUGGUUAUCAUGGGGGAUGGCAUCCACAACUUCAGUGAUGGGCUAGCCAUAGGAGCUGCUUUCAGUGCGGGGCUGACAGGAGGAAUCAGCACUUCCAUAGCGGUCUUCUGCCAUGAGCUGCCACAUGAAUUAGGUGAUUUUGCAGUUCUUCUUAAAGCAGGCAUGACCGUAAAGCAAGCAAUCGUAUACAACCUCCUCUCUGCCAUGAUGGCCUACAUAGGCAUGCUCAUAGGCACAGCUGUUGGUCAGUAUGCCAACAAUAUCACACUCUGGAUCUUCGCAAUCACUGCAGGCAUGUUCCUCUAUGUAGCCUUGGUGGAUAUGCUCCCAGAAAUGCUGCAUGGCGAUGGUGACGAUGAAGAGCAUGGCUUUUGUCCAGUUGGACAGUUCAUCCUUCAGAAUUUAGGAUUGCUUUUUGGAUUUGCCAUAAUGCUGGUGAUUGCCCUCUACGAAGACAAAAUUGUGUUUGACAUCCAGUUCUGACCAUUCCCAGUGAUCUUUGUUGAUUGCGAGAAUGUUCCAUACAGCUUGCAUCUGUUCCUUGUACUGUAUGCACGUUGCUCAAAGAGAAGUCAGUGGCUUGCACUACUUACAAGUUCCAUAGAUUUGAGCCUAACCACAAAAGACUGGUGCUCAGUACUGUUUUCUCUGCAUGAAUGAGUCUUUUAAAAAUAUAGUUUGUGAUAAUGACAGGAGAAAAUGGGACUCCAUGAACCAAUGUUAAUAUAAGUUUGAUAAGACUUUUAAAACAAUAAUCAUAUAAAACACUAGUCUUUUUAUUAGUAGAAACUUCUGUGGCUAUGCAGAAAUAGAUACUGAACCAAAAAAUCAUUUAAACUUUAAAAAUAUUUUAAAUGGACUUUGAGCAGACAAUUUUUGUGUGUGCUAAGAAUGAAUAAUUUUAGUGCCCUUUAAUUCAGUUACAUAUAUACAUGCGGGAUUAAUAGGGAUCAACUUGACACAACUUUGAAAAUGUAUAAAGUAGACUUUAGGAGCUAGAGAAAAGCCCAGGCUGCAUUAGUAUAUGAAUUUAGCAUUGGGAAAAGCCCUUAUUCUUGAAUCUAGAGUUACUAUUUUUGUAUAUAUUUGCAUAGGGUUUAAACUUGCAGCCUAAACUACUGAACUUUGUGAUUGUAUGUUUGUGUGAGCUUCAGUUUAAUGAAAGAAACAUAAUGGUUCUUUGUAUUAUUAUAAUACUUGGUGUUUGGGGUUAUUUUCUGUGUUUUUUUAACUUUAAUUUUGUUUUUAUUUGGGGGCGGGUCAAAGCAUGUAGUUAGAUGCUUUUUCCUUCAAAUUACAACUCUAGAAACUAUCAAAGAACAGGCGUUCAAUUUUCCAAGUACUAAGUACGUUAAUUGGGACAUUUAAGUCCGAAUGUUGAUGUUAACUUUACCAGUUUGGCAUUGAAACUCAGAGCACAUGCUGUGGCUGGCAAUAAAGUUGUAAUGCAGAAAAUCCAAGUUUACCAGGUUUAUAAUCUGUAUAUGACCUAUCAAGUAAGCAGUUACCAGGAUGAACCACACUGAUACCACAGCUAGUAUGGUACCAGUUAAAUGACUAAGCCAACAUCCCUUGAUGCAUUGUGCCAAGAUACUAACACUGUGGGUGCCUGGUAGGGAGUAGUAUAUGUUUCGGGUGACUGUUCGUAUAUCACCAUUACAGAUGAUUUGUGAGAAGUGCAAGCCAUGUUUAUCCUGAGUUUUGACUCAGUGAUUUAUAGUAUUAGUUAUCUGCAUGUAGCUCUCUGUUUACAUCUUCUGCCUCUUGAUUUUCAUUUAUGCCAGGUAAACUAUUUCUGAACUGUGUGCAGCUAGCUUUAUUUUCGUCUGCUUGGCAGCCAGAAUAGCCCUUUUAAACCUUACCAUUCAAAACUGUAAGAGCCAAACCCUUUCCAUUCCAUUUUAAAUGUUUUCAUUUAGCUCUUCUUCCUUCUCCAGUUCUUUUCUUACUCUGUGAAUAUUUUAAAACAGAAUUGUGAGAGCAGCACAUGCAUCCAGGUAUCAGCAGGUCAGCACCAGUGUUUCUUCUUCGUAUUACAAGCCGAGGAGCUUGGGUUAAAGUUACUGCUUCUGUAAUUUAUGUUUGGAUUUGAAAAUUGUCUUUGACUUUUCCUGUGCCCUCCUUGUAGUAAAUAGUUUUGUAUACCAGUUUUCAGCACUGGGCACUGAACUAGAACAGUCCUCACCUCACCACUUGGCCCUUCAAGCAACCUUGCUUAAAGGUGCUGGCAUUUUACUUAGUACUGCCAACUUCAAGUGAGUCACAUAUCUUGCUUUCAGAACCAAGAUAUAUUUAUAGCUCACUUUGGAGUUUUAUACCCAAGGAGGAUUGUACAUUCCAGCAUUAAAUCUGUUUCAUUUAAAAGCAACAGCUAGAAUGAAUAUACUCUCAGUCAUGAGUGCCUCAUUUAAAGCCCAUCGGUUAUGCUACAGUAUAUAAAGUUUUAUAUUCUCAAAAAAUGGUAUUAUCUUUAUUUGCUAGCUUUUCUUAACCUUUUAGGAGGGCUUUAAUAGUUGCUGCUAGUAUUUUGAUAAUGUUUCACCAAUAUUUAGUUUUUACUUCAUUCUAGUGUAUAGUUUUCAGAUCUUACUAGACAACCUUAAUUCCACUACAUUUCUGUUUGGCUCCAGCAUUCCACUUAGCUUGACCAGUCUAGUUUUGACAUGUGUUUGUUGGAGGUCGUCAACGUUACUUGUCCAAUGCUGUCACCAUGUGACAUCCAUAUGAAUUUUGGUGUAUAUCACAUUGCACUCAAUCAGCUGUGAUUAUGCUUAGAAAUAUGAUAUAGUAACUAGAUGCAGUGUGAACUUUUUCCAUUAACAGUACGUCAGUAGCUUAAAUGUGAUUAUGGUCCUGCAAGGUGAUACAUACUAAAAUAUCUGAACUUUUUUUGUUGUAACAGAAUCUUUUUUUUUUUUUUAAUUUUUUAAGCUGGAAGUGAUCAAAUGCUGUUUUUUUCAUUGUCAGCAGUGGUGUGUCACUUUAUGUAUGUUCCUGAUGCUCAUGGAACUCUCCCAAAAUAAAGUUACUCAAAAAGAGAAAGUA